UCCUCCUCAUCCACGGGAUUAGUGAAGGCAGCCUGGUGUAAACACAUAUAUUUUUUUUCCCUUAGCAUAUACAUUGACAUUGCGCUUUUAUCUACAAUUUCAUCAAAACUAAAUUAUCAAUACAGGUAUAUUAAAAGUAUUUUUCACCCAAAAAGACAGAAAAUCAUUCUCAGAUAAUUUGGAGUAUACAGGAUUUGGAGUUAUGGCUCUGCUGAAAUCCGGCUGGCUCUGGCGGCAGUCAUCCAUCUUCAGGCGCUGGAAGCUGAACUGGUGUGACCUGUGGAUAGACGGAAGUCUAAUGUUUUAUAAGACAGACUCAAGGAAGGACUAUGAGACGAGAGUGAGUCUGAAGAGUACAUGCGUGAAUGUGAAGUCUGGCCUGGAGUGUGCAGGUGUGUCUCCACCAGAGAGUAACCCGAGGGAGAACCUGUUGGUGUUGUACCUAAAGGAUGGUUCCACCAUGUUGCUGUGUGCAAACAGUGAGGACGAGGCUCUAGCUUGGAAGCUGACAAUAAUGGAAGCAAAGCAAAGUCCUUUCUAUAGUUAUGAUCCCUAUAAUGACACAUAUCAGUCUGUUCCUGUUAAUGGACACAACGCUGUGUACAUCACACCAGGCAAUGGCAGUGAAGGUACACACCAUGUCUGGGUGCACAGGGAGCACUGUGAUGACCGGAUUGGAGAGCAGAUUGCACUGGGUUUGCUAGCCGGCAUGGCAGCAGGCACUGUCCUGCGCUCGUUCCUCUGGAUGCCUCUGUGGUACUGCUAAUAAGUUCGCUGAUUUUGAGGCGAUAUCAAUCAGUCGCUGAGAGGCAGUAGAGAAAGAUCUGGCUCUGACAGAUUGCUUCUGUAGGCUUCAAUCUGCUGGCCUAAUAUGUAUUAAAUACAGAACCAGUUACAAGGGUUAAAAGGGAUGGUUUAAAUCUUGUUAUGCUUUGCAUUGUAUGAGGUGUCAUAUAGAAGAGGUUGAUAGUAAAGACCAAAGUUUUUCUUAUGGUCUAUUUUUUUUGUUGUAUUUCUUUUUUUUUUUUUUACUUCUCUUUUAUUUCUCUCAGAAAUCAGUGGCUAAAUGAAACGCAGAGCUGUAAUGAAGCUGUUCAUAAAAGUAAAUUCCCAGAUUUCACCACUAGAUGGUAGAAACGCCGCAGCUGGGCAACUACCAUUAAAAGUAGUGCUCACAUUUCGGUAGUUUAAAAUAUUUCAUGUUCAAAUAUUAAGUACUGAAUAAAUCUCAACAAUCUCUG
This is a messenger RNA of Silurus meridionalis, 1241 nucleotides long. It is a transcript of the gene plekhb1, whose product is annotated as pleckstrin homology domain containing B1. Bases 203 to 766 code for a protein of 187 amino acids. The record is from RefSeq and is a predicted model, not a curated record. Gene Ontology annotation, biological process: regulation of cell differentiation. The transcript is spliced from 6 exons. NCBI's taxonomy places the organism in Eukaryota, Metazoa, Chordata, Actinopteri, Siluriformes, Siluridae. Gene Ontology annotation, cellular component: membrane.